Messenger RNA from Rhopalosiphum maidis (corn leaf aphid), 3080 nucleotides. Its product is annotated as histone deacetylase Rpd3-like. The record is from RefSeq and is a predicted model, not a curated record. NCBI's taxonomy places the organism in Eukaryota, Metazoa, Arthropoda, Insecta, Hemiptera, Aphididae. The transcript has 13 exons. Gene Ontology annotation, molecular function: histone deacetylase activity. Bases 1275 to 2741 code for a protein of 488 amino acids.
AGUCCGUUCAAAAUAAUAGUACUUGUUUUUUUUUACACACACGUCAAUGCGUUAUGUUUUUACUACUUUUUUGUUUAUAUAUUAUUAGCGCUAAUCGCCACUAUUGUGUUUACCGUGUGCGCGAAUCGUUGCGUCAUUAUUCAAUUAGAUUUUGAUAUUUUCCUACAUCCGCGAAUAGCCGUUUGUUAAAAUUGUCUUUACAUGACGUUAUACAAUUUUUAUUAUAUUUUAUAGCGUGGGCGCGAAUCGCCGUAUUGUUACCUAUAGUAAAUUGUGUGUGCAAAUCACCACAUUUCACGUUAAAUAUUAUAUUAAUUAUUAGGUACAAGUGACUACUUGAUUUUAUGUUUACAUAUUUACGUGUGUUGUACGAGUAUUAUUAUUAUUAUCAGCGUAAUAGCCAACUAGCUGGCCAGUCUGCUAUCCACAAAUUUAGGUUAACCAAUUUUCGAAAAAAGGGCUACACUAGAUCAUUGCUGCAAGGACAAUGUCAAAAUUGACAUGGAAACCUUUGUGAGACGUUAAUCUGAAAAUUAUGAAGACUGGCUUAAUGGAAAAGAUAUUGGUUGCCAUCCAGAAGACGACACUUCUCGUAGGAUUGUCCUACAAAAUUUUUUUAGUAUUGUUGGACGUAAGACAAUUCAAAUAAAUGUAGAACAAUAUAGGACAGUUGGCAACCCUAUUAUAAACGUGGUACACUUUUGGACUAUGUGAAUGAGGAUUAUGGAAUAAAAAUUGAUGGAGUUAAUAUAGCUUAUUUUUAUUUUGGAAUGUGUAAAACAUCAUUUUCUUGGCAUUCACGAAGGAAGACCAAAGUCAUGGUGUGCAAUACCACUGGAAUAUGGACAGCGCUUUGAAGGAGUAGUUAAUGGCCUUUUUCCUUCAGAUUUUUGAAUAUGUCCGCAUAUCUUGUACAUACAUCGUACUCGUAUGACAGAAUUUCUUUUCUAACUCGUAUCCGUUUUUAUUUUUUUAAUGCUUUUAUCAUAAUAAAUAAUUCGAAACGGCGACGACCUCGGGCUUAGAUAAGGAUCAUAUACUUGACCAUGUCGGCCAACCGAAUGUGACGCAGCAGCCACGGCUCCGGUCCUGAUCAUCGGCCCAGCGGCUGCACUGUUUAACUGAAAACUGUAAUUUGUUUACUGGCCAUUCGCGGCGAUUGGCUCCGAACAUAUUACAGGUUAGCUCAAAAUGUACGGUGCGUUUUUUACAGUACGACUUAAGGACACAUACCGAUUACUCUAAGAAGUACCAGUCAGUUUUAGGACGCCGCAAUGUCUAUCACACCGCUCAAGAAACGCGUCUGUUACCAUUACGACAGUGACAUAGGAAACUAUUAUUAUGGACAAGGUCAUCCUAUGAAACCACAUAGGAUUUCAAUGACUCAUAAUUUGAUUUUAAAUUAUGGUUUAUAUCAAAAAAUGGAAAUAUCCAGAUUUAAUGAAAUUACUGCAGAAGAAAUGACCAAAUUUCAUAGUAAUGAGUACAUACAGUUCUUAAGAACUAUUUGUCCUAAUAAUAAGAGAUAUUAUCAUAAAAAAAUGCAAAGAUUCAAUGUUGGUGAAGAUUGUCCAGUUUUUGAUGGUUUAUAUACAUUUUGUCAGCUAUCUGCGGGCGGUUCAGUAGCAGCAGCUGUAAAAUUAAAUAAACAAUCUGCAGAUAUUUGUAUCAAUUGGGGAGGUGGUUUUCAUCACGCAAAAAAAUCUAAAGCCAGUGGCUUUUGUUAUGUUAAUGAUAUAGUACUUGGUAUAUUAGAAUUGCUUAAAUACCAUCAACGAGUGUUGUACAUUGAUAUUGAUGUCCAUCACGGUGAUGGUGUCGAAGAAGCAUUUUAUACAACUGAUAGAGUUAUGACAGUUUCAUUCCACAAACAUGGCAAAUAUUUUCCUGGUACUGGAGAUCUCGGAGAUAUUGGUGCUGAAGAAGGAAAGUACUAUGCAGUUAACAUUCCCUUAAGAGAUGGAAUGGAUGAUGAUAGUUAUGAAUCAAUAUUCGUACCAAUAAUUACUAAAGUAAUGGAGACAUUCCAACCUAGUGCAGUUGUAUUACAAUGUGGAGCGGAUUCACUUACAGGAGACAAGCUUGGAUGCUUUAAUCUAACUGUUAAAGGUCAUGGCAAAUGUGUUGAAUUUGUAAAACGUUAUGGGUUACCCUUUCUUAUGGUCGGCGGAGGUGGUUACACUAUUCGAAAUGUAUCUCGAUGUUGGACAUAUGAAACAGCUGUGGCCUUAGGAGCUGAAAUUGCUAAUGAAUUGCCGAAUAAUGACUAUUAUGAAUAUUUUGGGCCCGAUUUUAAACUUCAUAUCAGCCCUUCGAAUAUGAUUAAUAGAAAUGCUUCAGAGUAUUUAGAAAAAAUUAAAAACCGACUCUUUGAAAACUUACGAAUGCUACCUCACGCCCCAGGAGUUCAAGUGCAAGCUAUCCCCGAAGACGGAGUACACAAUGAGUCAGACGAUGAAGAUAAUGUUAACCCAGAUGAGAGGAAUCCUCAAUCUAUUACAGAUAAAAAAAUUUCACCUGAUAAUGAAUUUAGCGAUAGUGAAGAUGAAGGCAUGGCUCCUGGUGUAGGGGGUGGUGGCCGAAAAGAUAAUAGAUCUUAUAAAGCUGUCACACCUGCUAGAAAACAAGCAUGUUUGGACUCGAAUAGGAUAGAAGUCAAUGAACCAAAAUUUGAUAUUCUAAAAGAUGAUAAAGAAGACAAAUCUGAUGAUUCUAAUAAAAAUGAUGCUGUCAAGUCAUGAAUUUAUGACUGAAAUGUAUAAUACAAUUGUAAAAAAAAAAAAAAAUCAGUUUAUUCAGCAGCUGAAACAUUUUAAAUAAAUGGAAGUGAUGACGGUGUUCAUUCAACUACAACAAACAUUUUUUUGAUUUGUGGUUAUUUAAGUUAACAAUUAUUAUUUUUUUUUCAUUUUCAAACUAUUUUCAUCAUUACAAUAUUUAGUAACUUUCGGUAAGUAUAAAAUGUGUAUAGUACAGACUAACAUAAAUAAAUAUUCAAUCAAACAAAUUGUACAUGUUUUCAAUUAUGAAAACUUUUUUACAUGAGGUCAUCAACAAAAUUUACUAAGUCAGCUAUUUAU